AUGGGGCAAGAACAAGAUUGCUGUAGCACACAGCUGAUUGAUGCAAACGGGGAGUUUAAUGUGGAAGGACUUGAUAACUUCGCGAAGAUCACGAAACUGUCACAGUGUGGUCUUUCUUAUGCGGUUGUUGCAAUCAUGGGCCCUCAAAGCAGCGGGAAGAGCACGCUAAUGAAUCAUCUAUUUCGUACAAAAUUCAGGGAGAUGGAUGCAUUCAGAGGAAGGAGUCAAACAACCAAGGGAGUUUGGAUGGCAAAGUGUGUUGGUAUUGAGCCUUUCACAAUUGCCAUGGAUUUGGAGGGAACUGACGGCAGAGAAAGAGGCGAGGAUGACACUGCAUUUGAGAAACAAAGUGCCCUCUUUGCUUUGGCAAUUGCAGACAUUGUACUAAUAAACAUGUGGUGCCAUGACAUUGGUCGGGAGCAGGCCGCCAAUAAACCCCUUUUAAAAACAGUUUUUCAGGUCAUGAUGCGUCUAUUCAGCCCACGCAAAACAACACUGCUCUUUGUUAUACGUGAUAAAACAAAGACUCCUUUUGAAUAUUUGGAGCCUAUUUUAAGAGAAGAUAUUCAAAAGAUAUGGGCUGCAGUGGCGAAACCUGAGGCUCAUAAAAGUACUCCUCUCAGCGAAUUUUUUAAUGUGGAGGUCAUUGCUUUGUCUAGCUAUGAAGAAAAGGAGGAACAAUUUAAAAAGGAGGUUGCUGAACUGAGACAGCGGUUUUUUCAUUCCAUUUCUCCAGGAGGUCUUGCUGGUGAUAGGCGGGGAGUUGUCCCUGCUUCAGGGUUUUCUUUCAGUGCACAGCAGAUAUGGAAAAUUAUAAAAGAGAACAAGGAUCUGGACCUUCCUGCUCACAAGGUGAUGGUUGCGACUGUUCGGUGUGAAGAAAUCGCCAACGAGAAGCUUAGCUGCUUGUCGUGUGAUGAGGGUUGGUUGGCAUUGGAAGAAGCUGUUCAAGCUGGUCCAGUGUCAGGGUUUGGGAAAAAACUCAGCUCUAUUUUGGAAUUCUAUCUUUCAGAAUAUGAAAAUGAGGCGAUCUAUUUUGAUGAAGGUGUAAGAAAUGCAAAAAGGAAACAGUUGGAAUCAAAAGCAUUAGAUGUGGUCCACCAUGCUUAUGUUACCAUGUUGGGACAUUUACGCUCUAAAGCUCUUGAAAGUUUUAAAACAAGGCUGGAACAGUCAUUGCACAAAGGAGAAGGAUUUGCUGCUUCUGUUCGUACCUGUGCUCAAUCUUGCUUGCUUGAGUUUGAUAAAGGAUGUGAAGAUGCUUCAGUUAGACAGGCUAAUUGGGAUGCUUCAAAAGUACGAGAAAAACUUCGUCGUGAUAUUGAGACACAUGCAUCAUCAGUAUGCAGCACCAAAUUGACUGAAAUGAUAGCCAAAUAUGAGAAACAACUUACUGAUGCACUUGCUGGACCCGUGGAAACCCUACUUGAAGCUGGCGAAAGUGACGCAUGGGCUUCAAUAAGAAAGCUUCUUAAACGUGAGACUGAGGUUGCUGUAUCAGAGUUCUCAACUGCUGUUGCUAGUUUUGAGUUAGAUAAGUCUACAAUUGACACAAUGGUGCAAAAGUUGAGGGAGUGUGCAAGAAACGUAGUGGAGAAAAAGGCUAGAGAAGAAGCAGGGAAAGUUCUGAUCCGCAUGAAGGAUAGGUUCGCAAUGGUUUUCAAUCAUGACAAUGACUCGAUGCCAAGGGUUUGGACUGGGAAAGAAGACAUUAGAACAAUUACAAAGGACGCACGCUCUGCGUCUUUGAAAAUUCUAUCAACCUUGGCAGCCAUACGCUUAGACGAGAAAUCAGAUAAUAUUGAGAAUAUACUGCUCUCCUCGCUCAGUGAUGGAGCUGUUUCUGUUCCAUCUUCCAAAGGUAGAAGUAUAGGAGCCAGUAGUGACUCCCUUGCCUCAAGUACAUGGGAAGAGGUCUCUCCAAAAGCUACGCUGCUUACACCAGUCCAGUGCAAGUCAUUGUGGAGGCAGUUCAAAGCAGAGACUGAGUAUACUGUGACCCAAGCUAUUUCUGCUCAGGAGGCUCACAAGCGAAGUAAUAACUGGUUACCUCCUCCAUGGGCAAUAGUGGCAAUGGUUAUUCUUGGUUUUAACGAAUUCAUGCUUCUGUUAAGGAAUCCACUUUACCUCAUGGUUCUGUUUGUUGUAUAUUUACUUUCAAAAGCAUUAUGGGUUCAGAUGGACAUCACAGGACAAUUUCAAAAUGGCGCUUUGCCAGGCAUAUUAUCCAUUUCUUCAAGGGUUCUUCCUACUGUUAUGAAUCUUAUGAGGCGACUUGCAGAAGAGGCUCAGGGACAUCAAACUCCUGAGGCCCCAAUGCAACAGUCAUAUAGUUUUCAGAAUAUAAGACAUCAAACUCAACAGAAUCCAACAUCAAGUACAAUACCCGAGUCUUCUGUAUCAUCAUCCUGCAUUUCAUCAACUGACAGUGAACCUGAAUACUCAAGUCCAAACUUGACGCAUAGGCGAACUUGUGGGUUCAUGUUGGUUACCUCAAGCCCAGGAGCAUAUCUUAAGAAUAUUGCACCAAGUCCACCAUCAAUUGAGCCAACUCCUAAGAAAGAGCUAAGUCCCUCAUCCAUCGUUCCAAGUGCACCACCAUUGCUUGUGCCGACUCCUAGGAAGGCACAUCGUCUCCUAUCAGUCGAGCCAAUCCCUAACAGGGCACCAAGCUCCUCUUCCGUAGUGCCCACUCCUGAAAAAGAACCAAAUACAUACUGGAUUGUUCAAACUCCCCCACCUUUUUCAGUGGUGCCGUCUCGGGGAGCUGUACCAGCUUCAGUUUUUUCUAUUGAUGCAAAAGAGAUAUGGAAAACCAUAGAAGAUGACAAGCACCUAGAUCUUCCUGCUCUCAAGGAGACGAAAGAUUUUGAGGAAAGUGUAAGAAAUGCAAAACGACAACAGUUGAAAUCAAGAGCAUUGGAUGUGGUAUACUGGGCUUAUGCUGCUAUGCUGGAACAUCUAUCUUCUAAUACACUUAAAAGUUUUAAGAUUAGUCUGGGAAAAGCACUGAACAAGGGAAAAGGAUUUGCAGCUUCUGUUCGUACUUCACAGCCCUCACAUAAUGCUUGGUGUUUUUUCCAGAAGACUCACGCCAAGUACAUCAAAGCACGGAGAACUGUGAAAUGGAUAGCUGGGGGAGUGGGUUCAGUGGUGGGGCUAGGAUUCUUGCUGAUAGGCAGUCAGCAGCUUUUGAGUAAAAUCCUCACUGCUGUUGAAGCUAAAUUAAUUCUACAUGCAAUACUUGGGGCUUUCACGGAUGCUCACAGGCAAACUCCCAAUGAAAUUUUGAUAGGUCAUGCAGCUGGGGCAGUGGUGGCGAGAGGGGGAGUAGUAGCGGGGCCUAUUGCAGGAGUUGCGGUUUUGAAUAGAGCGAUGAGGUGA
Molecule: messenger RNA, 3384 nt
Organism: Dovyalis caffra
Lineage: Eukaryota; Viridiplantae; Streptophyta; Magnoliopsida; Malpighiales; Salicaceae
Source: the annotation of a GenBank genome assembly